Messenger RNA from Pseudophryne corroboree (corroboree frog), 5319 nucleotides. It is a transcript of the gene NPR1, whose product is annotated as natriuretic peptide receptor 1. Gene Ontology annotation, cellular component: plasma membrane. The coding region runs from base 1236 to 4403 and encodes 1055 amino acids. The transcript is spliced from 22 exons. NCBI's taxonomy places the organism in Eukaryota, Metazoa, Chordata, Amphibia, Anura, Myobatrachidae. Gene Ontology annotation, molecular function: guanylate cyclase activity; peptide hormone binding; adenylate cyclase activity. The record is from RefSeq and is a predicted model, not a curated record. Gene Ontology annotation, biological process: intracellular signal transduction; protein phosphorylation; receptor guanylyl cyclase signaling pathway.
AUUAUUGCUGUUCCUCCUGUGCGCUCUCCUGCUCUCAGUAAUACUUCCUCUCCCUGCUCUCUUGUACAUACUCCCCUUCUGCCUCAUUACCGCUCUGUGUGACUGCUGCCCCCACUGUCUGUCUCAUUAACAUUUGCCCCCUACUAUCCUGAGCACUUCUCUCUGUCACUGUUACUCUCCUUCCUUAUUAAUACUCACUUCCUAUUAAUACUCUGCAAUGUCCUUUAUUAAUGCAAUGUUCUGUGUAUCUCCGUAGCUGUUGACUUUCCGUGGCUCGGUAUAACCCUGUCUGCCUCCUGCCCCCACCCUCCCUUAUACAUGCCCCCCGCCACCCAUCUCCCACUUCGCACUCUCUCUGUUCUCCGUCCGCCUCUCUCAUUCAUUCCCUAGCAGGCUACCUGCCUGGCUCUCACCCUCUCCUCUCCCUCUUCCACAGUCGCUCUCUUCCCAUCUCUCUCUCUCGCCUGCUCCCCUAAUAUCAUUUCACUUCCCUAACCCCCCAACUCCCUUAUCUCCAUUCCCCAAUCCCUUCUCCUGCCGCCCCCUAUUACCUGACACCUUUCUCAAUAACUUCUCUCACUUGCAUCCUCCUCCGAGUCCCUAUUUCAUGGGGUGAUUACAUUUUUCUUUUGUUUUCCUGCAAUCCUCCUCUUUCUUGCUCAAGAAAAGCUAAAUCCCCAGGUUCUGCUCUCCGACAGAUACUGGGAUCCGUCCAACUUCCAGGGUUGGAGAGAAUACCUCCCCCUGUCCUUCCACUAACAGACCCCUGUGGGUUUAGGAGCUGCGAGAUCCACUUGGAAGAGGGGGCUCAGGAACCAGGUUGUGGUGGUUGUCCCACUUUUUGUUGUAAUUUUUAUUUGACAUGUAGCCAAUGAAGGGUUAAGAGCCGGGCUUAUGAUAACAACCCUUUUGUCAUUGAGUCAGGGGAAGGAAAAUAAGGAACCCAGCCUCCAGAUAGUACUGAAUCCUGCUCUCCAGUCUCUACCAGCAGCAGGAAUCUAAUGGCUGUGUGCGAAGCUCCUCUCUCUCUCUGUCUCGUGCUCACAGACGGAGGAGAGAUGAUUAACAAGAGCCUGGAUGUAGCUCAGUAUCAGCACUAAGACUCUGUGACUCAAGUGUGGAGCACCAGAAGGAAGAGGUUGGAAGGAGAAGCACUGAGUGGGCAGAGUGGAGAAGACCUCUUCUCAGUUACCUCUCCUCUCGGCAGCAUGAGGUCCAUCUGAGCAGAGGGUGACAUGGUUGGUAUGUGGGUGCUGGUGUUCCUCGCCGGUACGGUCAUCUCCCGCAGCUCCCAAGUGGACGGCAAAGUUGAAAAUCUGACCAUAGCAGUGGUUCUUCCCAAAACCAACAUUGUGUAUCCUUGGGCUUGGCCGAGGGUGGGACCGGCCAUCAACCUGGCUAUUGACCGGAUCAAUAAUGAUUCCAAUCUGCUCCCAGACCUCCAUCUCUGGAUGGUCUUUGGGAACAGCGAAAACAGGCAUGGGAAGUGUUCGGAGGCAGCUGCCCCUCUCGUGGCCGUGGACUUCCAGUUCAACUACCACCCAGAGGUGUUUGUAGGUCCUGGGUGCAUGUAUUCGGCAGCCCCAGUGGGCCGGUUCACUGGGCACUGGAAGGUCCCCCUCAUCACCGCCGGGGCCCCUGCUUACGGAUUCGGGGAGAAAGUCGAGAGCUACAGGUUUACCACCAGGACGGGGCCUAUCCACACCAAGCUGGGGCAGUUCGCUUACCACCUCCACCAACAGUACAACUGGAGCCGACGCGCCAUGGUCCUGUACGCCGAUGACAAGCAAGACGACCGCCCCUGCUAUUUCACCAUGGAGGGUCCCUUCAUGGAGCUGCCCAGAUACAACAACUUGAGCGUGGUGGAUAUGAACCUGAAGGAAAACGAGGUGACCAACUACACCGCCAUCAUCCAGGACAUCAAGCAGAAGGGACGGAUCGUCUAUACGUGCUGCUCUCCAGACAUCUUCCGCCAGCUCAUGCUACACGCACUAAAGCAUGGCCUCUGCUCCGGGGACUAUGCGUUCUUCUACAUCGAUAUCUACGGUGCCAGCCUCGAGGGCGCCAGCUUCCCUGACUUCAAACGGCCCUGGUACAGAGGAGAUGAGGAUGAUGACAAGGCGAAGGCGGCUUUUCAGGCCGUGAUGAUUAUCACUUACAGAGAGCCGGAAACCCCACAAUACAAGAUGUUCCUAGACGACCUGAGACGUUACGAUCAUAUGAACAACUUCACAAAGGAGAACACCCUGAUGAACACGGUGGCGGCUGCGUUCUACGACUCCAUCAUGCUCUACGCUCACGCAGUCAACGAGACUAGGGCCAAGGGUUACAGCAUGAAGAACGCCUCGGCGGUCACCCAACACAUGUGGAACAGAACCUUUAACGGGGUGUCUGGCUUCAUGACGAUCGAUGACAACGGUGACCGGGACAAUGACUACUCCCUGUGGGACUUGUCUGUCACCAGUGGCAACUUCCAGAUUGUGGCUAACUACAACGGAACCUUAAAGGCCAUCAUCAAAGUUCCUGGCCGAGAGAUCCACUGGCCGGGCAAAGGGGUCCCAAAGGACGUUCCUCACUGCGGGUUUGAUGGCAACAACCCAGAGUGCAUAAUACCCAGCUUCUCCUUCCUGGAGGUGACGUCCAUCGUGAUCUGCUUCAUCCUGCUGGUCAUCGCCGUCUCCUCCAUCUUCAUAUACAGGAAGCUGCGUCUGGAGAAGGAGUUAGCGGCAGAGCUGUGGAAAGUGCGAUGGGAGGACAUCCAGACCAGCAACAUGGAGAAGAAUCUGCGCAGGGCGGGCAGCAAACUCACCUUAUCAUUGAGGGGCUCCAACUACGGCUCCCUGCUCACCACGGAGGGCCAGUUUCAGAUCUACGCCAGGACGGCCUAUUACAAGGGGAACGUGGUCGCUGUGAAGUACAUAAACCGCAAGCGGAUUGAACUGACGCGCAUGGUCCUGUUUGAGCUGAAACAUAUGAGGGAUGUACAGAAUGAACACCUGACGCGUUUCGUGGGGGCCUGCAUAGAACCGCCCAACAUCUGUAUCCUGACCGAGUACUGUCCCAGAGGAAGCCUUCAGGACAUCCUGGAGAACGAGAGCAUUACCCUAGACUGGAUGUUCAGAUACUCACUAAUUAAUGACAUUGUAAAGGGAAUGCUCUUCCUACACAACAGUGUCAUUAUGUCCCAUGGGAGCCUGAAGUCAUCAAACUGCGUGGUGGACAGUCGCUUUGUGCUGAAGAUCACGGAUUAUGGAUUGGCCAGUUUCCGCUGUGCUAUAGACACUGAGGACUCUCACGCUUUCUUUGCUAAAAAACUGUGGACCUCCCCUGAGCUGCUGCGGAUGGAAUGCCCUACGCCCCAGGGUACUCAGAAAGGAGAUGUCUACAGCUUUGGCAUCAUUCUGCAGGAGAUUGCGCUGAGAAAUGGGGUGUUCUACAUGGACAGCGGGGACUACAGCCCCAAAGAGAUUAUAGAGAGAGUGAGAAGCCACGAGAAGCCAAAUUUCCGCCCCUCCACCAACCUGUACUGCCACAUCCAGGAGCUGGGCAUUCUCAUGCAGCGCUGCUGGGCCGAGGACCCCCUGGAUAGGCCAGACUUCCACCAGAUUAAAGUCCUGCUUCGCAAAUUCAACAGGGAGAACAGCUCCAACAUCCUGGAUAACCUCCUGUCCCGUAUGGAGCAAUACGCCAAUAACCUGGAGGAGCUUGUGGAGGACAGGACGCAGGCCUACUUGGAGGAGAAGCGUAAGGCGGAAGCCCUCCUGUACCAGAUCCUGCCUCACUCCGUUGCCGAGCAGCUGAAGAGGGGGGAGACCGUCCAAGCAGAAGCCUUUGAUAGUGUUACCAUUUACUUCAGUGACAUCGUGGGGUUCACAGCCUUGUCUGCAGAGAGCACCCCCAUGCAGGUGGUCACUCUGCUGAACGAUCUGUACACCUGCUUCGACGCCAUCAUAGACAACUUUGAUGUGUACAAGGUGGAGACGAUAGGUGACGCCUACAUGGUUGUGUCAGGGCUACCAGUUCGCAACGGGAAGCUCCACGCCCACGAGAUCGCGCGCAUGUCUCUCGCUCUCCUGGACGCUGUCAAGACCUUUAAAAUCCGCCAUCGCCCCGAUCAACAGCUCCGGCUUCGGAUUGGAAUUCACACUGGUCCUGUCUGUGCUGGUGUGGUGGGCUUGAAGAUGCCCCGAUACUGUCUAUUUGGAGACACUGUGAACACAGCAUCACGUAUGGAAUCUAAUGGAGAAGCACUGAAGAUCCACGUCUCCCCGGCUACACGGAAUGUCUUAGAGGAGUUCAGCUGCUUCGAGUUGGAUUUGCGAGGGGAUGUGGAGAUGAAGGGCAAAGGCAAAGUGCGGACCUACUGGCUAUUGGGUGAAAGGAGCAGCGUCAUCCAUGGGUGACCCCGCACUUACCUUGACAGGGGAUAUGUGACUGGGGGUUACCCCUAAUUCCCAACACGUGUGUGUAUACCUCUGGGAUGUGACUAGCACAAGACUCCACCUCUCAGUGCUCCGACUGACCUUGACAUUAAAGGGGGUGGGUGGAGUCACCUCCACAACGUGGACCAAAGGGGAGAAGUCUGACAUUCCUCAACCCAGCCAUCAAACGUAGUCAUGUAGUCCAGCACACGCAACAGUGUGGUGAUCAGGACUCCUUCAUGGAACCGAGCACUGGGCACUGUGGGCACCCUGCAGAUAGACAUUGGAGAAGGUUGUCCAAUAUAUUUGUCAUCUUCUCAUCUACGACGACCAGACGCCCUCAGUCUGUAGUGUAAUAUAGAACGUCAUGCCAUGCAGGAUAAGAUUAAGGCUUAAUUACCUGGAGAGAUAAGUGCAAAUACCGCUGGAUACCUUGAUUAUGGACAUAUGAUAGUAGUAAUAGGGGGCAUUCGGUGGACUGUGCGACCUGAAAGCAUGCAAAAGUUUAGCUAUCUCCCAUAGCGUUCUUACAUAGAAAACAUACGUGCAGUGUGUCACUUCUAUUGAGGUGGGAGUAGCAGAUAAGUGCACCACCAACUACCUGCUCUUUGGUCUGCUAGAAAACCACACCGAUGAUUUCAUCCAAACGCCAGCACUGGUGUCCAAGGGUUGCCCAUUGCUUAGAGAUAAUUAAGCCUUGACUUAUUUUGGAUUUUCGUCUUGACUUUUGUGAGGGUACAAGUGACUGAGGAAGCCACAUGCCCCUCUGCCAAAAGAUUCAGGAUACAAGGAAUACGCGGCUCGGCCUCCAGUGCCCGAAAAACGUUCUCUGUUUAUGGGCGACAAAUGUGAAAUGGACAUUCUUAUUUUACUGCUAUAAAUAUUUCUAAAUUCUUAA